AUGAGAGUUGUCGGCUCCUCACGUGGCAGGGAUGCGACAAUCUCAUGGUGUGAUGUGUGGCAAGAGGCGACCUGUCAGAUGCUUUGCAGUACAGAGGUCCUUCGCAAUGCACAAGAUGUCAAUGCUGGGACCCAAGAGAGCCUUGGAAUCGUGCAAGCUUCGAGGAGUCCUGUGCUGGCUGAUCAAAUCAGGUCUCCUGAUGUGCCGACGGUGUACUGGAGGGACACAAGUACAGGUGCCACCGAAAAGGAAAAAGCCACAGAGAUCAUCCAGAGAGCAGAACCUGCAGCGGCAUAUUUCCCCAUGAGUUUUGCGGAUUUCCGCAAGAGUGCCGAAGGCUUCAGAAUUCAAGGAAUUUUAAUUGAGAACAUCUCCCAGCCAGAGUCGCUAUUCUUGCAGCUUGACACCAACGUUGAUGGCGAAAUCAGCGCAACCGAGUUUGGGAGGAUUGGAGAAGUCUUCACUGCGCUGAAUGAUGCAGUGACGCAGAUGCAAACUGCCCAGAUGACGGCUCGACGUCUUCAAGAAAGUGUUCCGAAGCAGGCGGUAACACCUGAGGUUUGCAAUGCUCGAAACCCACGGCAGUACUACUGCAGCUUCGACGCGGACUGCAAGUCUGAUUGCAAGGCCUGCGGUUGGAAGUCAGCCACAGACAGAGCCUUCUCCGUCUGUGUGCAGCCAUCUCCAGAGGUAUGCUUUGCAGAUGGUGGCCAGGUGUUUUGUCCUUCAGACGAGCAGUGCCAUCCGCCUGGAAAUUGUCAAAACUGCGUUGACAGGACCGUGGUGGAUCACGCGCAGCACACCUGCCUGGCUCUGUGGUGGGAUCCUCUCCCUCUCACUGAGUGGACCAAUUGGGUUUGCCGAUGGAGAAAUAAGGUUGGGAUGCCAUGCAUCUACGACCAGGACUGCAUCUAUGGCAUGAGAAGAUGCCUGAGUGGCGCUUGCAUGCCAUUUCAGCCGUACAAUGCCAACCAGACCUGUGAGAGCGAUUUCGAUUGCCCUCAUUUGGGUUUCUACUGCCCAUCGGAUCCGACUGGCGGACAGAACCCUUAUUGGGUCCAGUAUUGCAGAUCACAGCGAAGCGAGGGGAUGACCUGUGCUGAGGAUCGUGAAUGCGAGCCUGGCUUGCGGUGUAACGUGGGUGAACCGCAGCCACGCUGUCGAAAGCUCUUCUCCCUGAAAAUAGGUGCGCUAGCCGCCGAAGAUGUGUUCUGCGAGUUUGGCUGGCGGGAUAGGGAUGGCAAAUGCGCUCCACCUGCCCAAUCUAAACAGGCGGGUAGAAGCUGCGACACUGACCUAGAUUGCGAGACCACAGAUGCAACUGGCAGAACGGGAAGUUGCACUUGCAAGGCUUGGUGGGACAAAGAUGAUCCGAAGUAUUGCAAGCCAGUCUCUGGUGACUUUUCCAGACAUCAAGAAGCGCUACGAAACUACCUUUGGUUCAGGGCAUCGAGAUGUGGAACGUUCUGGACAGAAGCCGAAUGCCUCCGCAUCUUCGGAAAUGAGGCUAUGAGCCUGAAAUUGGCUGUGGAGUGCGAAGAGCAGUUCAAGCUCUCGAAGCGUGAACUUGGCCACAAUGACCUGGGUGUUGGGGGCAACAGGACAUGUCUGACGACGCCGGGUCCAGGGGCUUACAACCCAUAUCCCUUCAUGAAUCCCAUUGCGCACCGCACGACCAUUGGGCGCUACUUUCCGGACAGAACGCCUGGGUUCCGCAAUGUGGUGGACCGGAUGCCCGCACCAUGGCGCCCUGAACCCAUGUCCUUGUCCAGGCUACAAAGUGAGCAGCCGCUGGUGCACUACGCUUCAGCCACCUUCUGGGCAUGGCCAGAGCAGCGCCGAAGAACUGCUGCUGCCAUAAGGCAUGAGCGGGAAUUGAACAACCUCACAGCUAAAGGUCACCCCAAGAGAGAAGCUGAGUGGCAUGAGGAGGUCUUGACUCAUGGGACCAUACGAGAUCCAAUUUCAGGACUUGGGAGGUCUCGCAGUGAAUCAGCUUUGCGGAAGUCCUUGUACUAG
Molecule: messenger RNA, 2019 nt
Organism: Cladocopium goreaui
Lineage: Eukaryota; Dinophyceae; Suessiales; Symbiodiniaceae
Source: the annotation of a GenBank genome assembly